AGUACGCGGGGGCAGCGCUGCGGGCGGGGCCGAGAUCCAGACACCGAAGCAGCUGGCACCCAGGUGGCCCGGAGAGGGGCGAGCAACAUGAGCAACAAAUGCGACGUGGUCGUGGUGGGGGGCGGCAUCUCAGGUGGACAGAGGAGACAACUAGUCAUUUAGCCUAAGUUCAGGGAUGUCUGGAAGACCCCUCUGCUGGACUGAGAAACGCAAGAAUCUUGAAGAUGAUUGGAAAAGCAUAGAAAAAGGUAUGGCAGCAGCGAAACUUCUGCAUGACUCUGGCCUGAAUGUGAUUGUUCUGGAAGCCCGGGACCGCGUGGGAGGCAGGACUUACACCCUUAGGAACCAAAAAGUUAAAUAUGUGGACCUUGGAGGAUCUUAUGUUGGGCCAACUCAGAAUCAUAUCUUAAGAUUAUCCAAGGAGCUAGGAUUGGAGACCUACAAAGUGAAUGAAGUAGAGCGUCUGAUUCACCAUACAAAGGGCAAAUCCUACCCCUUCAGGGGCUCAUUCCCUUCUGUGUGGAAUCCUAUCGCCUACCUAGAUCAUAACAACCUCUGGAGGACGAUGGAUGACAUGGGACGAGAGAUUCCCAGUGAUGCCCCGUGGAAGGCACCCCUUGCAGAACAGUGGGACCUGAUGACAAUGAAGGAGUUGCUAGACAAGAUCUGCUGGACAGAAUCUUCGAAGCAGCUUGCUAUUCUCUUUGUGAACCUUUGCGUCGCUGCAGAGAUCCAUGAGGUCUCCGCUCUCUGGUUCCUGUGGUAUGUGAAGCAGUGUGGGGGCACGACCAGGAUCUUCUCAACAUCCAAUGGAGGGCAGGAGAGGAAAAUUGUGGGUGGAUCUGGUCAAGUGAGUGAGCGGAUAAUGGACCUCUUGGGGGAUCGAGUGAAGCUGGAGAGGCCUGUGAUCCACAUUGACCAGACAGGAGAAAAUGUCCUUGUGGAGACCCUAAACCAUGAAUUGUACGAGGCCAAGUAUGUGAUUAGCGCUGUUCCUCCUGUUCUGGGCAUGAAGAUUCACUUCAAUCCCCCUCUGCCAAUGAUGAGAAAUCAGCUGAUCACUCGUGUGCCUUUGGGUUCAGUCAUCAAGAGUAUAGUUUAUUAUAAAGAGCCCUUCUGGAGGAAUAUGGAUUACUGUGGAAGCAUGAUUAUUGAAGGAGAGGAAGCUCCAGUUGCCUAUGCAUUGGAUGAUACUAAACCUGAUGGCAGCUAUCCUGCCAUAAUAGGAUUUAUCCUUGCCCACAAAGCCAGAAAACUGGCCCGUCUUACCAAGGAGGAAAGGUUGAAGAAACUCUGCGACCUCUAUGCAAAGGUUCUGGGCUCACAAGAAGCUUUGCACCCGGUGCACUAUGAAGAGAAGAACUGGUGUGAGGAGCAGUACUCAGCAGGUUGCUACACUUCUUAUUUCCCUCCUGGGAUCAUGACUCAAUAUGGAAGGGUUCUACGCCAGCCAGUGGGCAGGAUUUACUUCGCAGGCACAGAGACUGCUACACACUGGAGUGGCUACAUGGAGGGAGCUGUGGAGGCUGGCGAGAGAGCAGCCCGAGAGAUCCUGCAUGCCAUGGGCAAGAUCCCAGAGGAUGAAAUCUGGCUGCCUGAACCGGAGUCUGUGGAUGUUCCUGCAAAGCCCAUCACCACCACCUUCUUGCAAAGGCAUCUGCCCUCUGUGCCUGGCCUGCUGAAGCUGAUUGGAAUGACCACCAUCUUUUCAGCAACUGCUCUCGGCUACCUGGCCCACAAGAGGGGGCUCCUGGUGCGAAUCUAAAGAGAGGGCAUCUGUAACCACACCCUGGUGUAUGGGUUUGGGGGAAGGCACUGUAAUAAAGUUGCACAAAGACGCGAAGAAUGUAGAGUGAGGCGGGGAGCAUGACGAUCAGUCAGACUUUCUGACCACAGAAUACACAGUCUCUCUUUCUCCAUUUUGACACCUGUGUAUUGUCUAGUACCUAGCUCUGUCUCACCCACUUCCAAGUUCACUGGCUCCAGAAUCUUUACAGUAGUUAAACUGGCUUGUGAAAGGUCCUUGCUAUCCUACUAUACAUUGCCCAGGCACACACACACACACACACACACACAUAAAACACUACUUUUUUCUUACCUCUGUGGCUUUGUGCUUGUCCUUCCUCUUUCCUGUAAUGUCCACAACCUUCCAGGCUCUCUGCAUUUGUCUUUAAAAUCCCAUAUUGUUACAGCUGGAAGAACUUAGACACCAUCAAAUCCUUACUUUCUGUUUUAGAGUUGAGCAAACUGAAAUGGAGAGAGGAGGAACUUAAUGGCUUAAUGUCCACAAUAAGCCACUGAUAUUUUGGUGACUAGGACACAGGUCCAUUGCUUUAUCCCGUCUCUCAGGAUGGAUUGCCCAAUCACCCUUCUCUACUCCCUGCCAAGGUCGCUGAUAGUGUCCCCUUGGGUGGGUUUACUCUGUACUAAGUUGUUUUGUGCUACUCAGAUGCUACUACUCAGUAUAUAUCCUUAAGUCUUACUGUCUUAGGCAGUGUGUCUUCAGCUCAUUUUACUUUUUUUCAUGGUAAGAGUUCUUGUCUUUUCUUCCUUUUGUAUCCUCCACUGAAUCUGGAUACAAAGGUUGGUGCACAUUUGGGUAAUUCAAAUAAAAUUGAUUGACCAGA
Dama dama (fallow deer) is the source of this 2627-nucleotide messenger RNA. RefSeq names its product monoamine oxidase B (gene MAOB). The coding region runs from base 176 to 1765 and encodes 529 amino acids. The record is from RefSeq and is a predicted model, not a curated record. The transcript has 16 exons. Gene Ontology annotation, molecular function: oxidoreductase activity. NCBI's taxonomy places the organism in Eukaryota, Metazoa, Chordata, Mammalia, Artiodactyla, Cervidae.